Coturnix japonica (Japanese quail) is the source of this 4100-nucleotide messenger RNA. RefSeq names its product moesin (gene MSN). The record is from RefSeq and is a predicted model, not a curated record. Gene Ontology annotation, cellular component: cytoskeleton. NCBI's taxonomy places the organism in Eukaryota, Metazoa, Chordata, Aves, Galliformes, Phasianidae. Gene Ontology annotation, molecular function: actin binding.
CCGCCGGCGGGGUGGGGUUUGCGCCGGGACAGGCGAGCGGGAGAGUCCCGUUAGAAGCAGUGCGGAGAGCCUCAACAGCGCAGGACGAGCAGUCAGCUGUGUCCAGGACGCCGGGAAGAUGCCGAAAACGAUCAGUGUACGUGUUACCACCAUGGAUGCUGAGCUGGAAUUUGCCAUCCAGCCCAACACUACAGGCAAGCAGCUCUUUGAUCAGGUCGUCAAGACUAUUGGUCUCAGAGAAGUCUGGUUCUUUGGACUCCAGUAUCAAGACACAAAGGGAUUCUCAACUUGGCUCAAAUUAAAUAAAAAGGUAACAGCACAGGAUGUACGCAAGGAAAGCCCUCUUCUUUUCAAAUUCCGAGCCAAGUUCUACCCAGAAGAUGUGGCAGAAGAGCUGAUCCAGGACAUCACACAGCGCCUAUUCUUCCUUCAAGUGAAGGAGGCAAUUCUGAAUGAUGACAUUUAUUGUCCUCCAGAAACAGCUGUCCUCCUGGCUUCCUAUGCUGUCCAGUCAAAGUAUGGAGACUUCAAUAAAGAGGUGCACAAGUCUGGUUACCUUGCUAGUGACAAACUGCUCCCACAGAGAGUUCUGGAGCAGCACAAGCUUAACAAGGACCAGUGGGAGGAGAGGAUCCAGGUGUGGCAUGAGGAACAUCGAGGAAUGAUUAGAGAAGAUGCUGUCUUGGAGUACCUGAAAAUUGCACAGGAUUUGGAAAUGUAUGGUGUGAACUACUUCAGCAUUAAGAACAAAAAGGGCUCUGAACUCUGGCUAGGCGUAGAUGCUCUUGGACUCAACAUUUAUGAGCAGAAUGACAGGCUAACACCAAAAAUUGGAUUCCCUUGGAGUGAAAUCAGAAACAUCUCUUUCAAUGACAAGAAGUUUGUAAUAAAGCCCAUUGACAAGAAGGCACCAGACUUUGUAUUCUAUGCCCCUCGGUUACGGAUUAACAAACGGAUCUUGGCACUUUGUAUGGGAAACCAUGAGCUCUACAUGCGCAGACGUAAACCAGAUACCAUUGAGGUGCAGCAGAUGAAAGCGCAGGCUCGGGAAGAAAAGCAUCAGAAACAGAUGGAGAGAGCCCUGCUGGAGAAUGAGAAGAAGAAGAGGGAAUUGGCAGAAAAAGAGAAAGAGAAGAUUGAACGUGAGAAGGAGGAGCUGAUGGAAAAACUUAAGCAAAUUGAGGAGCAAACCAAGAAAGCUCAGCAAGAACUGGAAGAACAGACCCGCAGAGCCAUGGAGCUGGAACAGGAGAGAAAACGAGCUCAGGAGGAGGCAGAAAAACUGGCUAAAGAACGUAGAGAUGCAGAAGAGGCAAAGGAGGCCCUGCUGAAAGCAUCCCAUGAUCAACAAAAGACACAGGAACAGCUGGCUGCUGAAAUGGCAGAACUCACAGCUAGGAUCACGCAGCUGGAAUUGGCCAGGCAGAAGAAAGAGAGCGAGGCCCAGGAGUGGCAGCAGAAGGCACAAAUGGUGCAGGAGGACCUAGAAAAGACCAAAGAGGAGUUGAAGACUGCCAUGAGCACUCCUCAUGUCACUGAGCCGAUGCACUCUGAGAAUGAGCAUGAUGAUGAGCAGGAUGAAAAUGCAGCAGAAGCCAGUGCUGAGCUUCGAUCAGAGGCCACCAUCAAGGACCGCAAUGAGGAGAAACGCAUUACUGAAGCAGAGAAGAAUGAGCGUGUACAGAAACACUUGAAGGCUCUUUCCUCAGAGUUGGCAAAUGCUCGGGAUGAAACCAAGAAGACGGCCAAUGAUAUGAUCCAUGCUGAGAACAUGCGACUGGGCCGAGACAAGUACAAGACCCUCCGUCAAAUUCGGCAGGGCAACACCAAGCAGCGCAUUGAUGAAUUUGAGUCCAUGUAAACUCUCCCCUGCACUUGCUGCUCUGCAGUCCCUUCUCCCUUCUUUCUCAUCCUCUCCCAUUAUUCACUUGUAAUCGUGCUGCACUGGAACCACUACAGAAGAGCGAUCAUGGUCUUAUUUAUAGAGUUUUUGGUAAAUGCUGGAGUUCGGCAACUGAAGAAAGAAUGACAUUUGCCUGUUCCUGGGGUAGCUUGGGAAAGCAAAUUUGUAUUAGGGCAAAUCUGAAAUUCUAUGUCUUUGGGUAAAGUCUUACUGCAUUUGGUUUGUUUUGCUUACUGAAAUGGCUAUAUAGCUGUUGUCUCCCAUUGAGUAGGGAGGCCAGCAGAUACUUUCACUGAACUAUAUGAAGUGCUAACAGUUUAACAUUGUGCCUUCCUACUAACUUGCACAAGCUUCAGUAUUAAGCUUCGAGGCCAGGAUCUACAUUUCUGACAUCACUAAGGGUCUGAAUCAUGUAGUUGAGAUGGAGAACCUGGGAAGAAGGGUUGGAGGUAGAAUGUGGACUUUCUAAAAGGCCAAAGCUUUUGUCCUUCAAAUGUAAGCAGACCAAACAGAAUCUGUGGCAUUCCUGCUGAUGUUACCUUUUAUUCUUUAAAGAUGAAACAUGAAAUUUCCUAAUCACAUGGAAGCCUCUGAAAUAUCUUCAUUGAUGUGGGUUAUAUUGGAGCCUUGACUUCCAGGCUUUCCAGAAUAAGUUCUCCUCUGGGUACAUGACUUUGUUUGCUGUCAUUUUGUCUAACUUGAAUAUAACUAGUGAGGCAGAGAUAGCUAGAGAACAUUGCCUUUCAUCUUGAGGUCACCACUAAAAAUGGUAAGGGGUAAGCAGAAAUGUAAACAACUGAAAACUCCUGUAACCGUAUUUCUUUUGCAUUUCAAGUCAGGUGGGGUGAUUUCAAUUUUUUCCAUGAGGCCUUUUUAGCAUGUAAUCAUUGGUGCCUUAUGACUAUACAGACUUAGCUCAGUCUUUGUCUAAAAUAGAUACGUUCAUAAACGGUGAUAAACAGCUGAGGACCAAAACUGUUUUGUAUCUGGAUCAUAUAGAAACAAAGCUGCAGCUGAGUCUUCCUGGCUUCCAGCAGCAUUUGAGGGGAGAGGGUCAUGAGAUUUGUCUAAUUUUGUUGCCUUAAUCUUCAGUAACAUUUUGCCAGAUUCCUGGCUCAAGCGUGUGUGUGUUUUUCUCCAGAAGGAUGCUUUGCCCCUUUGUAGUUUCUUGUUCAGAGGGUUCCAUUUCUUAAAAGCAGGACGCGGGUGGCUGUGUCAAUUGUUGUAAUCACUUCCUAUCCAUUCCUACUCAUGCUGCAGCUACCCAGAGUUGUCCUUGUCAUUUCUGGGGAGGGAACAGCCAUGUUUGCUCAGGGUUGAAUUUAGUGUUUUUUGCCUUGAUCCUUCAUAGAAGGAAGGAAAUGUAGACCUUUAGAAGAGGCCUCUUAACAAUGGAUUCCCUCUACAAUGGUGUCCUCAUUUGCUUUGUCCUCCUUGGAAUGACUUGUUCCUAAAGGAAGCCAUUGGGCUAGCCUAUGAUUCUUUAUUUUUAUUUUUCCUAAUGUGAUUCUAAAUCUUAGUUUUGUGGAUGCUCUCUUUGUCUGUAUGGUAUCACUGCUCCUGGUGAUUCACAUCUGACUGCUAAACUAUUUUCAGCUACUAUUAUUAUAAGCAAAGGAAGAGUGUGCCAAAAAAAGAAAUGUCCACAUCAGUGUUAACAAACUGCAGUAUUUCCUCAGCAAUUCCUUGGGCUGCUGAAGCAACCUCACCAGUGUUAUGGUUUUUUUGGGAGCAAUACAAGUCUACAUGUAAAUCCAUGCAAACAACAAUCAACCAAACCACAGUUAGAAGUUUAGUGUGUUACUUUGAACAUCCAGAGCCCCCUUUACCCUCCUGGACAGAACAUGGGAAUGCAGGAAGCUUUUGGCUGACCAAAACCACAUGCUUCAGUGCUUUGAAAGUCGUAAAUGAAAGACUGCAGUUAAGCUUGUCAGAACUGAUUUACAUGUUUCUGUACUGAAGGGUUGUUGGCACUGACUCUAUGUGAGCUUCAUUACUGGUGGAGCAGACAACCAUUACACUUCUCUUCUGGUGCUUUAAAGCUGGUUCUCAGCACUUCUGCUCUGUCCAUGGCAACUACUGGUGUAUUUGCAGGGAAAUAAAGCCCUUAUUACAUUAAAACAGUUUCCUAACAAUCUGAUCUAUAUUGCCUGAAACAUGUGUUCAUAUAAUAAAGCAAUGAAUCUUUGUGCUUUGA